This is a messenger RNA of Manduca sexta (tobacco hornworm), 4106 nucleotides long. Its product is annotated as BTB/POZ domain-containing protein 10. The record is from RefSeq and is a predicted model, not a curated record. Gene Ontology annotation, biological process: positive regulation of phosphorylation. Gene Ontology annotation, cellular component: cytoplasm. Lineage: Eukaryota; Metazoa; Arthropoda; Insecta; Lepidoptera; Sphingidae. Gene Ontology annotation, molecular function: protein binding.
UUUUGUCAGUCAAUCGAAGGUGACGUAUCUGUAUUCCAUACUAAAAAAAACAACAUUUUCAAGAACGAAAUCAGCAAAGAGAUCGUUUAAAUUGCCAACACGGAGGCAGGGGAGCGUCGACCGUGAUGUGAGGGCUCGCGGGGACGAGCGCACGCCUAUGUCAGACUCCCAAGCGAAAGGCCAAGAGGCCAUGAAUGACAGACGUUCGUUUUUCUACCCAGACAGUAGUAGUGACACCGAAGAAUACAGAAGGGACAACGAAGAACGUCGCAAGCGUUUGUCGAAGCGUACAGGGCUGAAUAUACGUCCGCGUUUAUCUACAAUGCCACCUAAGAACCUUAGCUCGAACAACCCGACGCCUUCCACGUCCACGGCCCAGGAACCACCCAAAAAUCGGUCCGAGAGCCAGAACCAGCUGUGUGACGACAGGAUCACACUCGUGGUGGACAACACGAGAUUCGUAGUGGACCCCGCGCAGUUCACAGCUCACCCUAAUACAAUGCUUGGAAGGAUGUUUAGUUCUGGUCUGGAAUUUACACACCCAAAUGAGCGUGGGGAAUAUGAAGUUGCUGAGGGUAUUUCGGCAACGGUGUUCCGCGCCAUUCUGGAGUAUUACAGAGGUGGCACUAUCCGCUGCCCUCCAACUGUCUCAGUGCAAGAGCUCCGCGAGGCUUGCGACUACCUGCUCGUGCCGUUUGAUGCCAACACUGUGCGCUGCCAGAACCUGCGCGGCCUUCUACACGAGUUGUCCAAUGAAGGCGCUCGCCGUCAGUUCGAGUCAUUCCUGGAGCGUCUCAUACUGCCGCUGAUGGUGCAAUCGGCGCAGCGUGGCGACCGCGAGUGCCACGUGGUGGUGCUGCUUGACGACGACGCCGUUGAGUGGGACGAGCAGUAUCCGCCGCAAAUGGGCGACGAGUACAGUCAAACAGUGCUCUCUACACCUCUAUACAGGUUUUUCAAAUAUAUCGAGAACAGGGAUGUGGCCAAACAAGUAAUGAAGGAACGUGGUUUGAAGAAGAUCCGUCUGGGUGUAGAGGGCUACCCAACAUACAAAAGAAAAAAAGUUCGCAAACGACCGGGCGGACGCGCUGAGGUCAUAUACAACUACGUACAGCGACCAUUCAUUCAUAUGUCUUGGGAAAAGGAGGAGGCCAAGAGCCGCCAUGUUGAUUUCCAAUGCUUCAAAUCGAAAUCUGUUACAAACCUGGCUGAGGCCACAGCUGACCCCGCUAUUGAGCUAGAACCGAGCCGCGCUCGCGAGGAGGAAGCGCUGGAGCCGCCGGACGCGCCCGAUGAGGAGCCACAGUGAUCGCGCCGGCUCUACCGCCCUGCCGGCGCCUGGCUCGGCCUGUUGUGCUGGUUGUGAGCGGCCGCGACACCCACGCCACCAGGCGAGCCGGUCUGCAAGCGCAUUCCAGUUUAUCUCACAUAGGAAUGUUUUGCGAGUGUUCCUCCAAAAACGCGUGUUAGGCUGAGUAGAAGGGUUGCGGUGAGCAGCUGCAAAUGUCUGUGUGGUGGGACAGUGUCGCGGGACAAUGACUUGCGUACUUAAAGUUGAUGUCGCGUUGUUCGCAAAUUGUGCAGUGACAGUGAAAAAAAUAUGAAAUAUCAAUAAAGCAGUCCUUUUUUGAAGGUUCACACUUCAAAAAUGUUAUAUUUCAUUUUUUUGUAAUGAUUGGCCUAAAAUAUACUGUACAAUAUUAAUUGCAUUUUUUAAUCAUAUUAGGUGGUCUGACUUGUUUAUUUGUCACUGUACAACAUUUUUACAGAUGCAUUAUGAGUGUUGAUUGUUAUAUAAUUUCAUCUGCCCGAAGCCUGUGUACAUAUUGAUAUAAUUUCUUAAAGCCUACUAAGAAAAUAUUAUAUUAUCAUCUAUUUUCAAUUAAUGUACAAAGCAAGUUUAAAGUCCUUUAGAAAAAAUAAAUAGUUGACAGUGUUUAUUAAACAUAAUUUCUCAAGGAAUAAAUAAUACUAUGUGCACAUAGCCUUAGUUUAUUUUUUAAAAUUAAUGUAUGCCGUACUUAUGAACACUUUGACCAGUAUUUCAAUGAAGCACUGCUAUUUAUUUCACUUCCUUUACAUUGCCUUCAGUAUAAAAAAGCAUUGUUUACUUCGAAUACAGGUUAAAGAAAUAAAAGUAGGCAAAUUUUUUUAAACAGAUGUAUGUAUACCAAAAAGUAUAUUCAAUUUUAACGGUCAUUUGAUUGAUUCAAAAUGUGUGUUCACAUACUACAUUGUAUUUAUAAAUGGUAUAAAUUACUGGAACACAUGCAUCCAUUCACUAAACUGAUAGUAAAUUGAUUAGAACCUACGAUUUGGUUAAGUUAGAUUGUUAACCCAUAAUUAAAGUUCAAAUUCAUAAUUAUUCCUGAUUCAAAAUGUUUGCAAAUCACCUUAAAGCUAACCAGAACACUGUCAGUCAUUUGUGCCAGAUAAAGAAGUUAGUAUGUCUUAUAUAAAUGCUGGCAAGAGAAUAUAUAUUAAACAUACAUAAAAAAAAAUACACCAUAAUUUUAUGAAUAUACUAACAAAAUAUCAGUAACAAAGUUGUCUUGUAUUAAUACUAGAGAUUAGAAAAUUUGAUAUGGGUCAGUAUGAUUGACAAACAUUUUAACCCAAUACACUUUUACAACUGUAUAGUCGGUCUGGGCGUUAGGGCUUAUAAAAAGUUUCAGUUAGUCACUUUACUAUCUUAUAAUCUAUUUUGGUAAAGAGAGCCUGCGACUUGUAAUAAUAAGAACACUACUAUUUGACUGAUUAUGAAAAUUUAUUGAUGUAAUAAAACUAACAAAAUACUAGAUUGUCACAAUAUGUGAAUUGUUAAAGAAUGUUAGUAGAAAUGGUUUUUUAUUAUAGUAAUUAGGUUUGGGAGGAUUAACAGUUAUGGUUGGCUUUUACAAGUCCUUCUAUUCAUAUCUUAUGACUAAAAUAUGUACUAAUAUAGGGAAAGAUUUUGGUACAGAUUGUGGGUGAUACCUGGAGAAUCAACAAAAGAAAUACUGUAGUUGAUCACUUGAUAGAUAAUAUAUAGGACAGUGCAGUCAUAUCAACAUUUUAUAAACUCGCUGAAUUGUAGUUGAACGCCCAAAUUGUUAUAGACAUGCCUUAAUUAUACUAAGAAUUUAUGUGUAAAAAUGCAAAAAUAUGUGAAUUAUACACGCAUAACAUAAAUCUACGAAUAAUUAUAGUUAACAGGAUACUACAACAAUAGCAUAAAAUAUUUUAGUCUAAAAAUAUUCAAUCGGCUAUCUAUGUGCAAAAUAUUAACAUUUUGAAAACCAAAGUAGGGUUCUUCAGAAUCAUAGAAUUUAAUAGCUUCAUGCAAGUGCUUCAUAUAACUAUAUUGUGAAGAUAUUUUAUGCUGUUGUUGAAUCAUUCUUGUACUUCUUUUAAGACGUAAUAUCGGCGGUUUUAGAUGUACUUUAUUCGGAAUAUUGUUUUCUACAAGUAUAUAAUUUUAACCAAUUUAUUAAUUGUAUUUUUACUCAUGAAAAGCAAAUUUGUAUACUUGGUUACUAAAUUUAAAUAUAAUAUUUCUUCUGUGUAUUAAUUACUCAUUAUUAAUCGAGAAAAAUCAGGGUGUUCCUAACAGCUGUAAAUGAUAAUCGAGGAAAUUCGCGUCCAAUAAAUUUAUCAGUGUUAAUAGUAAUUGAUUAGGUAAUAUUUUUAACACUAAUUUAUUUUGUCGCUUUCUUCCUAAAAAAAUGUUACAAAUGUGAUAGACACUAAACAAAAACUUAUUAUGCAAGAAGAAGUUGUUUGAAACAUUAUUGUUCAGAUCAUAAUAAAUGAAUCAUGACCUUUUGGAAAGUUAAUUAUUAUGCAUAAUACCAUACAAAAUAUUUCGCCCCAAUUAAUGGAUAAAUUGCGAUAAUGGUGGGUAAAAAUUAACGUCAAAUUGAAUAUAAGUUAACAUGAACACUCUGUAUCAUAAUGCACAAAACUAAAAAAAACAUUCCAUAUAUAGUGUAUUCGUUGGCCGCCGCUGUUUCUCGUGUCGUUUGGCUAAUUCGCUUAAGUAAUUAUAACAAUGUUCAUAUUUUAUAAAAUUAGUACUUUGUACCAUGUACUGCUGGGUUUUGUAAUAAAAGCAUACAUAUCCUCAA